Messenger RNA from Melampsora larici-populina 98AG31, 588 nucleotides. RefSeq lists its product as uncharacterized. The transcript has 3 exons. The coding region runs from base 1 to 588 and encodes 195 amino acids. The record is from RefSeq and is a predicted model, not a curated record. NCBI's taxonomy places the organism in Eukaryota, Fungi, Basidiomycota, Pucciniomycetes, Pucciniales, Melampsoraceae.
AUGUACAAGCCCAAGCUCUCCACUCACAUCAACCGAGUCCGAUUCGACAUCGAAAGCUCCUCUGGGGCGCAGAAUGCCAUACCGACUCCUGGUUUAGCUGGUCGGCCCACUGCACCCAUGUCCCCAGUAAUUCCGGACGAUGUCGCUAUCGAUCCCACCGAUGAUUCGAGCGGACCUCGUGGUGUGCCCACGGCGCAUAUUGAUGUACUUGCCGAGGAAUUCGACGAUGACAUGGCCACAAUCUCCGAUGAGCUUGAGUCUCUGUAUGACCCAAACGAUCGGCCGAUUGACUUGCCGCCGUCUAGACAGUCCAGUGUCGACCUCGACAAAUUCCUGGAUGAUCCAUCCGAUGAAGAGAGUCUUACAUCCCGUUAUGCUGAAGAGGAGGCCAUCUCUGCUAUCGACACAUGGCUCCCAUGGUAUCCUCUACGAAAGAAAGAGCAUGUUGCCGCAUUGUUGCUGUUGGGCAACGGGCGCAACUUACUUUCCACUGCACAGUACAAACGCAUACGGUGCAUUCUCAAAAAGGUCCUGAAUGUUGAUCUGCCUGACCUUGGUCUGUACCAUCUCCCGUGGCCCCAAAUGUAA